AUGAACACUGGCGGUCUUGCUCAGAUGUCUACCAAUUUCCCCUCCCACGCUGGGGCAGGCAACCCUAUUUCCCCCAUCGGAGGCCUCGCCUCUCGUCGAGGAGGUCCUAAUAUCAAGCCACUUUCCUUUGACAGCAUUAAGAACGGUGCGGACAAGGAGAAUGCACUUCCCACACCCCGCACAAGCCGCUCACACCUGCUUGCAGGUCUGAGGACUGCACCAAAGACAUCGACUGCGACAUCUUUCCCCCCUCUUUCUCCAACUGGUACAGGGCCAUCCCAGCAGUUUGCUAGAAACAAUCUCGCAGCCCAUGUCAAUGGCGCCAACCCCCCCAAGUCUGCUUUCCCUCAAUUCAACUCUCAGGGACAGCAGACCAACGGGUACCAGGGCAUGGUCGAACAGCAGCAACAACAAUCGCAGCCACAGCAGCAGCAGCAGGCUCCCCCUCAACCCCAGCCUCAGCAGCAGCAAGUUCAGCAGCAGCACCAGCAAUACACUGUGGAUCAAGUUCUUGCCCCUCCUGAACUCCCCAUUGAUGACCAGGCUCAGGAGCAGAUGGAUCCCAACUUGUAUGCUCAGCUUGUUGCAACCAAUAUGUAUCUGGCCCAGCAGCAGCAGAGACUUCAGCAACAGCUGCGCCAGGUUCAAGCCGCUGCUCAGCAGUUCCAGCAGCUUAACUUGAACAACCCUCAGCUUGCACAGCAGCAGAUGGCUCUUUAUGAGCAGCAGCAACAUCUUCGCAACCUUCAGCAUCAACUUAGUGCUCAAGCGACCAUGAACCAGAGCGGACAGCAGUUCUACUACAACCCCAUGACUGGACAGUACUUUGUUGACAACUCAGCUCACAUGUACACUGAACAGCCUAUGACGCCUGGUGGUUUCCAAACCUUCCAGCAGCAGCACCAGCAGCAAUAUCAGCAGUUUCAGCAACAGCAGCAGCAAGGUACCCCUCGCGUGCAGGUUUCGCCACCACCCGAGAACCAGACCAACGGCUUCAGGAGUAACUCCCCUCCCAAGAGAUAUGAGUCUCCGGUUGAGGUUGCUCCGCUGCCACCGCCAUCCGCUAAUGCCUUCCGCCGUGGACACAACAAGGUCAAGUCCAUCACGCCCAUCAACGCUGCUCUGGCCUCAACUGCGACAGAUCCCGCACUUGGUUCAGCUGGACCCCGAACGGGUACUUUCCCGCCAGCUGGAUAUGGUCCUGGCCAGGCCCGUGCUGGAGAGCAUCCAGUUCGCCAACCUCGUGGACCCCCAUCUCUUGAUGAGUUGAAGCUGAAGCCGACUUCUAAACAUGAGGGUAGCAAGAACUUUUCUGCUCGUACUCGACGAUCUGCCGUUCACAACCUUGUUCGAGCUGGUCUUGAACGACGCAAGGGAACAGGUAGCUCGAGCGGCAGCAUGAGCCCAGUGUCCGAGACAGCAGAGGAAUCGACAACGCCAAUCACCGACAAUGAUUCCGAGUCUGGACGCAGCGGCUCUGGCAGUCUCGCCGGCGAGGAGUGUUCUACCACUCGCAAGCAGACUAGUGGAAGCUGGGGAGCUAUUGGCUCUGAUCGGCCUGGCUCGCGCCAGAAGACUCGUAAGAGCGUGGACAGUGAUGCAUCAGACACCGAUAAUGGCUCAUUCGCCAAUGUGUUUAAGAACGGUGCUCAGCGAGCAUCUCAGGCCCAGGAGGCGACAGAUGACCGCAAAACCCCAAGGCUAGUUUUUACGAGCGCUGAGAAGCGUAAGACGAACCCGGUGGCUUAA
Clonostachys byssicola is the source of this 1749-nucleotide messenger RNA. NCBI's taxonomy places the organism in Eukaryota, Fungi, Ascomycota, Sordariomycetes, Hypocreales, Bionectriaceae. The record is from the annotation of a GenBank genome assembly.